AGUCAGCUGAGCACAAGUUGUGCGGACGCGGCUCUGACCUCGUAGCGCAUGCGGGAUCGCGAGGAAAACGUUUAACCCCGUCCCCGUGCACACAGUUUGUCAUCCCAAAAUAAUCCAGUUAAAUUUCCUCCCUUUUCAUUCAGGUUUCGUCGUUAUUUACCCGAGAAGAGUAUCGAUUUAAAGGCUACUGCACAGAGGGGUUAGGAGGUGAAUGUGACGACUAAAAACAUCUGCAGUUUUUCUGAGUAUGGCAUUAGCUGGAUGCCCAGACUAUUUUCUACAUCAUCCAAACUACCAGGACAAUGUUGACCGCACCCCUUCUCACAGGCCAUCCACUCUCCUUGGCUCACGCUUCCAACAGUCAUCCAAUCGGAAUUCUCAUAAUCACCCAGAUGAUGAUGUAGAUCUGGAGGCCCUGGUGAAUGACAUGGCCUCUCUUUCGUCCUAUGAUAGCUCAUAUGCAUCCUGCGGGACCUUACAUGCUGACUCCGCCCCCCUCUUGCACAGAAACGAUGGCAGUGAAGUCCAUGGCAGUAGAGUUGCCCUUCUGCCACGGGCCCCUACUAAUAAAGUGGCCGUCCCCCACCUUCCUGCCCAAAAGCUUCGUCGAUCUCAGCCAAUGCACAUACAGGCUGUCAGGCGUCUUCAAGAAGAAGAGUCGCUGGUUCGUCCUGCUUCUUUGCCAGCUAUUCCAAACCCUUUCCCCGAACUUUGCAGCCCCUCAGGAUCUCCUGUGCUGAGCCCUGGAUCUCUGCCACAGCCGUCAGAGUCGCAUAUCGUCAAGGUUUACAGCGAGGAUGGCGUGGGAAAAGUCGUGGAGGUUCCUGCCGACAUGACGGCCAGAGAUGUGUGCCAGUUUCUGGUUUACAAGAACCACUGUCUAGAUGACAACUGCUGGUCAUUGGUGGAGCAUCACUCCGUCCUCGGUCUGGAGAGAUGUCUAGAAGAUCACGAACGGGUGGUCCAGGUCCAGGCCUGCAUGUCCCCAGAGAGCAAGUUCCUCUUCAGGAAGAACUACGCCAAGUACGAGUUUUUCAGAAGCCCAUUGAACUUCUUUCCGGAGCAGAUGGUAGCGUGGUGUCAGGAAUCGAAUGGCCCGGUUCCACAGUCACAGCUUUUAAAGAAUUUCUUGAAUUCCAGCAGCUGUCCAGAGAUCCAGGGUUUCCUUUAUUUGAAAGAGACGGGACGCAAGUCUUGGAAAAAGCUUUACAUGUUCUUGCGCCGUUCUGGUCUGUACUACUCAACCAAAGGAAUGUCAAAGGAGCCGAGGCACCUGCAGCUUCUGUCCGACCUGGAGGAGAGCAACAUUUUCACUGUGACAACCGGCAAAAAGAUGCACAAUGCGCCCACAGACUACCAGUUCUGCAUUAAGCCCAGUAAGGGCAGGACAGAACUAAAGGAGCUAAAGAUGCUGUGCGCCGAGGACGAACAGAGCCGUACGUGCUGGAUGACAGCAUUCAGACUGUUAAAGUUUGGCAUUCUGCUAUAUCAAAACUACAAGACACCACAGCAGAGGAAGUCAGCCAUCUCCAACUUCUCUACACCUAUGCGGAGUGUCUCGGAGAAUUCGCUGGUUGCAAUGGAUUUCUCAGGCAGAACGGGUCGUGUGAUUGACAACCCUGUGGAGGCUCAGAGCGCCGCAAUAGAGGAGGGACAUACCUGGAGAAAGCGGGGUCCGAGAAAGAAUGUGCUGGGGAGCCCAAGUCCUCUUUAUCCCUCACCACUAAGUUCAGUCAUCCACAGGACACAGUUGUGGUUUCAUGGCCGUAUUAUGAGGGAGGACUCUCACAAGAUGAUAAUGCAGCAGGGCCAAGUAGAUGGGUUAUUCCUAUUGAGGGACAGCCAGAGCAACCCGAAAGCAUUUGUUCUCACACUGUGCCAUCAUCAGAAGAUUAAACACUUUCAGAUUUUACCUAUCGAAGAGGACGGGCAGAUUUUCUUUAGUCUUGAUGAUGGCUCCACCAAGUUCACAGACCUGAUCCACCUGGUAGAGUUCUACCAGCUCAACAGGGGCAUCCUACCAUGUAAACUGAAGCACCCCUGCACCAUGGUGGCCUUAUGACCCCCCUCCCUCCUCCUGAUUUUUACACACUCAUACAGCAGUGUAUCGGAGAAACUGGAUUUUGUUUUGUUUUAUAAUUUCCAGUUAUUUUUUACAAUAAGCUGAUGCAUAUAAAAAGAUUUUUUUUCCGCUCUGGAAAAGCAUGGAAACAUUUCGGGACACGAUGAAGCAUCCUGGACGACCCUGUGUCCUGUGGUUUUGAUGAGGAGGUGGAGAUGUCCAAGAUUUCGCUCAUCAUGUAGGACCCGACAGAAGACCUUCCUCAUGCUCUGCAUAAACUAAUGAUCAGUCAGGACAGUUUUAUCUUUAUAUGAUGUGUCUGCAAAGACUUGCAUUGCAAAAAUUACUUGAUGACGAUUGAUAUGUAUUACGUUAUUUCCUACCUUGAAUAUUUUGCACUCUCGAGCUGAAAACAGGUGAUCCGCUUCAUCCUGAGCUAAUAGCAACUGUUACCCACUUGCCUUCCUCCAGCGUUUCUCUUCUUUUUCUUAAUUUUUUUGUAAUCAUCUACGCUCUUUCUGAGGAAAUCCUAUAAUCGAAUCCUGCAGUUGCGUAACUGAAUUACAGACAGUUUGACUAUUUGAGGUCUAACUCAAGCAAGCCUAAAUGACAGCCGUAAAACAUAACCGAUCAUGCAUAGUUCAUUUUGUUUAUGUCAGCAGGGAGGAAUUAGCCGCAAGGGGUAGCAAACUUGCACUUCGAUGAAUAAUACUUGAUUGCUAUGCUUCACCAGCAUAAUAGAUAGUUAAGCGUUGUCUUAAAGUUUUAAAACUUAAGCUCUGCUGACAAAAUCUGUGGCAUGUUGUUUAUAACCACAUAAAAUGUACUUAAUACAACUCGUACCACUGUUUUUAAGGAAGAACAAAAGUUUAAACUGUUUUACAUUGGUAACCAACAGCAUGCCACAGAUUUUGUUUGUAGUGCAAAUGUUGUGUAACAGAAAAUAGGAAUGGAGAUUUUUGGGUACAGGGCUAAAAGACGAGUUCAUUUUUAUCUUUUGGAAAUGAAGCAAUAGGCACUAUGUGAUUCAGGUUGGCUGGAUUAAGUCUAUGGCCCGUUUGAGUCUGAAUUGGCAUUUUCGCAUAUAGUAUUUUUGUAUUGAAACUCGAUUACACCUUAAAGGGAUAGUUCACCCAAAAAUGAAAAUUUUGUCAUCAUUUAAUCACCCUCAUACCGAGCCCCUAAGGUGACAUUGGAGUAAAAAAAAUCAAAAGUUUAGUUUCAGUGUUCACGUGAAACUUUCACAUGCUCACGUGAAACUUUUACGUGCUCACGCGAAACUUUCACGUGCUCAUGCGAAAACCUUUUGGUGCAGAAUUUUUUUUAAGUUUAGUUUUUCUUGUGCAAAACUAAACAUGAAAGUUUCACGUGAGCACACAAAACUAAACUCGAUAGUUUCACGUGUGCACGUGAUAGUUUCACGUGUGCACGCGAUAGUUUCACGUGCGCACACAAAACUAAAUGUGAAAGUUUCACGUGAGCACACAAAACUAAAUGCGAUAAUUUCACGUGAGCACGCGAUAGUGUCACAUGCGCACACAAAACUAAACAUGAAAGUUUCACGUGAGCACACAAAACUACACUCGAUAGUUUCACGUGCGCACGCGAUAGUUUCACGUGCGCACACAAAACUAAACGUGAAAGUUUCACGUGAGCACACAAAACUAAAAGCGAUAGUUUCACGUGAGCAAAAAAACUAAACUCGUUAGUUUCACGUGGGUACGCGAUAGUUUCACGUGGGCAGCGCGAUAGUUUCACGUUGGGCACACAAAACUAAACGCGAUAGUUUCACGUGGGCACGCGGUAGUUUCACGAGUGGCUCCGUACCCUCAAGUUAUUACAAACUUGUAUAAUUUCCAUUCCCUAAUUUCUACUGAACCGAAAGGAAAAUAUUUUCAAGCAAUGUUUUUCAUCGAGCAGUUUUGAAGCACCAUUGACUUCCAUACUAGAAAAAAUACUAUGGAAGGCAACGUGCCUACAAAAUUGUUUCUUUACAAACAUUGCUCAGCUAAAGAAGGGAAUUUAUACAGGUUUGUAAAAACUAGUGGUUGACUAAAUGAUGACAGAAUUUUUAUUUUUGGGUAAGCUAUCCCUUCAACCCGUCCCUCUUUAUGUAAUGUAGCCCACCUGGUUCACAAUUCAAGGGCCAUUCUUUAUCCUCCAGCUCCUUACUUUUUUUUAAUUUACAUAGUGUAUAAGUGUAACCCGAAGCUUAAUAACUGCCUUUCAAAUCACUGUGCUGUUCUUGAGCCAUGUUAAAAUCUUUAAAGUGACAGGCCAGGACAGAUCAAGCGUCUGUAUGGACCAACACCUACGAUCGCACGCUCUGACAAAGAGAGCGAGGAGUUGCAAAGUCACGUCUCGUGGGUGUGUCUGUAAUCCUCUAGAGCCGAGUGACAUAAUGCGUGAGGAGAUUAGCUCCCGUGACAAGAUUUUUAGCAGGUAUAGCUGGUAUACGGUCACUUUGGUAGUUUGUCUACAGCAGCGCUGUUCUGUUCUCGCCGUCCGCCUUGUUACCCUUCCAACACUGGCCCAGCAAGACUAAGCUAUGUCAACCUCUUGUGGUUUUUUAUGCUAACUCUGACAGCCGACUGUUAUACUGCUGAGCUAGAACCACACACGCCUGAAGGACGAGAGUGUGCAUGAUGCACACUAUGAUUGUGAAACACUUUAUAGUACCACAUAAGCACCUUUGUUUUUAUUAUCAUGUAAAAGCCACGCCGUGUUUAACUUAAAUGAACGCUUUAAGCAUGUUUCUCAUAUCGGUGAUGUGAGCUACUAGGCUCUGUCAAUCAAGGCUUACAUUGUGCCUUGCAUUAAAGGGAUGGUUCAACCAAAAAUAAUAAAAAUCUGCUUUAUAUUAACUAUACCACCUAUUUUGUUACUAUAACAUUCAUUUGAUCAUAGAGCCCAAAAUGUAUUUUAAUUGUAUGAAAGAAAUGUUGAAAAAUGAACAGAGUAUUAUUUUUUUUGUAUGGACUAUCCCUUAAAAAUGUUAAUUCACCAUUUUUUUCUAUUCAUACACAAAUCUGCUUUAUUUUUUAUGAACACUAUGACGCUCCAUGUAUGUAGUGUCAGGGAUUUUAAGAUGUGGUCAAUGGAAGCCUCAACAUGGUGGAUUUUAUCACAUUAUGGUUUAGUUUAUCUUUUGCUUAUCAAAUAAAGUUUAGUCAAAAAUCCCGCAUGCAUGAAUCUGACAAGGACACAUGGACACAAAGUAUGUUUUAACUGGAAUACACACGGGCAGAGUCGGAUUCGUUCUAGGUGUACGUUUGGGUGAUGCUUAGUUUUGUUAACCUUUGCUGUUAUGUGGAUCUUCAUUAUGAAAUGUCAAACGUGAGGAAUAUCAACUCACCUCUCUUUCCCUACUGUGGAGACGAGACUUCGGUUAGUCUUGCUUUACGUCAACUACUGUGGGAUAACGUUGAGCUUUUCACGUGCAUGUUUUGGCUCAUGUGCAACGGUGUUUAUUAAAAGUACAGAAAACAGCUCUCUAAGUAUGUGAAGCCUGAGGAGAGGUAGUGAAUCUAACACUGUAUUAAACAUCAUCUAUUACUAUAUAAAUGUGGUGAGCUCCAAAAACAAAAUGAAGAUGUUAUGCAUAAAUGGCAGAUUAUGCAUAUUCCCUCUCGACUUGUACCAGUGUGCAUAUUUUUAGCUUACAUUGUGUUUUCAUUUUUAUGUCACAAAUGUCUUUUUAUAAAGAGUAUAUAUUACAGUAUUAAAUUACAGAUGU
This is a messenger RNA of Paramisgurnus dabryanus, 5798 nucleotides long. It is a transcript of the gene grb10a, whose product is annotated as growth factor receptor-bound protein 10a. Gene Ontology annotation, molecular function: insulin receptor binding. The record is from RefSeq and is a predicted model, not a curated record. Gene Ontology annotation, biological process: insulin receptor signaling pathway; negative regulation of insulin receptor signaling pathway; negative regulation of Wnt signaling pathway. NCBI's taxonomy places the organism in Eukaryota, Metazoa, Chordata, Actinopteri, Cypriniformes, Cobitidae.